CAGGCCUUCGGUGACGGUAAUAAGCACUGAUGUGAUUCUAUAUAACGAGCGCCAACCCCCCCACCUCUUAUUGAUGAAGAUGUUCAUAAUAUACAUCCAUACGCACAUUCAUCCAUUCAUCAAUCCACUACGUUUAAUGUGGCUAACCCGGCCAAUUGACCCGGCUAACCGCACAAGGCUAAUCGUCGUCAAUAAUCGUACGCCUAUUUACGCUCGCUCAGUCGGCCCAGUCGGUGCAGCAGCGCGGAAAUAUGUCGGCAUCCCGCCCCUUGAAGCGGCGCAAGGAGUACCUGGAUCGUGACAAGUUCUUCCAGGUGCCUGUGUCAAGUCUUUACAAGCGACUGAAGGACCACGCCGCAGCAGCGUCAAAUGUCGCGAGCACAAGUCGCUGCAACGGAGACGACUCUCCGGCUUCGGCAGAAACCAGCGCAUCGUGUUUCGCACACAGCGACGACGACGAUAACGACGGUGCCAAUGGCAGUGCGGGUACAGUUCCGUGCAGUUCUGCGUCCAGUAGCACGCACACACGAAGUGACGACGAGCAAGGGAGCUCUGAAGAUAGUAGUGAGGAGAGCGACGGCUUUGAGGAGGCACAAUCUGAGAGCGGAGACAAUCGCCAGUUUUCUGGUUUUAGCGUGGAAACCCUGCCAGGCUCACAAGUCACGAAAGCUGGCGCAAUCGCAGCAGUUAUGGCGUACGCUAUUGCCCACGGUCUCACUUGGACGGCACUAGGUGAUCUUUCAAAGCUUAUUAACUUUCUCUUUGGUGCCAGUGUAUUGCCGCGCAGCGAAUACAUGUUUCGCAAGCUUUGGAGCAAUGAAGCAGAAGAAGUGCUUCGGUACUAUUAUGUAUGCGAAACAUGCAGCGCAGUAAUGACGCCACAAGGUAAAAUGGCACAGUGCCAAAUUUGCGAGCAUACUGAAAGACUUCAGGCCCUGAAAGAGCAAGGCUCAUUUUUUAUCAUCCUUGACUUCCACAAACAGCUCAGCUUUUUGAUAGAAAAAACUAAAUCUGAGUUAGAGUCGAGUUUGGUAAAAGCACGACUGCCGGCAUCGAAAAUAAGUGAUAUAACAAAUGCUCGGUGCUAUGCUAAACUGAAGAAGGCAAGAAGCCUUGCGGAUGAUGACUUGACGCUGACCAUAAACACUGAUGGCAGCCCAGUCUUCAAGUCGUCAAAAACAUCUGUGUGGCCUAUUCAGUUCAUUGUUAAUGAACUGCCACCACACUUGCGGUUCAAGCACCCGGUACUUGCAGGACUUUGGUUUGGUAAGUCGCAUCCAAACAUGCAACUCUUCCUUGACAAGUUUGUGCAAGAAGUGAACAGCACGAAACCAGUGACAUGGACUUACCAGAACAGGGUCCAUACGUCUAGGCCUUUCGUGCUGUGUUGUUCUGUGGAUGCGCCUGCAAGGGCAGCUGUGCUAAACAUGGUGCCUUUCAACGGCUACUUCGGAUGCCCCUGGUGCCUUAUAAGGGGCGAGCAUGUGGAAGGGAGCAUGAGAUACGUCACAGAUGAGCCAGUUGAGGCACGGACUUCGGACCUCGUCAGGAGAGAUAUGAAGAUGGCACUUGAUUACAAAGAUGUCAUCAAUGGUGUGAAAGGACCAUCAGCAUUGAUGAACUUGAAAGGUUUGGAUCUCGUGAACGGUCAAAGUGUUGAGUACAUGCACUGUGUACUUCAAGGUGUCAGUAAACAACUGACUGAGGCGAUCCUGACUUCUACGAACAGCAACCAGCGCUUCUAUGUUGGUGCGCCUUCAGUUGCUGCGAGGAUAGAGUCACGGCUGCUUGCCAUAAAGCCCCCACACUGCGUGACCAGGCUGCCGCGCCCGCUUAAAGAUCGUGGCCACUGGAAGGCAUCUGAGUGGAGGCAAUGGAUAUUGUUUUAUGCACUCCCUUGCCUUGAUGGUAUUCUGCAUCCUGAGUAUUGGAAGCACCUGUCUCGGCUCUCGGAAGGCAUCCACAUCCUUCUUCAGGAAGAAUUGGGCGCCCGUGACAUUGACAGAGCAGAGGCCCUCCUGAGCAAUUUCGUUUGCCGCUGCAAGACAUUAUACGGCACAGCAUUCAUGACGUUCAAUGUCCAUGCCCUACAACACUUGGCAAACUGUGCUCGCUCACUUGGACCACUUUGGGCACAUUCAGCGUUUGUAUUUGAGGGGGGGAAUGGAAGCAUUGUGCGCCUCGUGUCAGCUGCAAACGGGCUACCACGGCAGAUAACUGAACGAGUCAUCAUGGCACAAAAGCUGAAUCAGCUGAUAGAAAGUCCCCUGUUAUCUAUUCAAGAAAGAGAGCUUUGCAAUGAGUUCAUUGGGUACCCACCCAUAAAAAAGGCAUUACAUGUUUGCAAUUUGACUUUGCUGGGAAAGGGAAAAGUUACAGCUCUCAGUGCUAAUGAACAGGACAAACUUCACCAUUCUUGUGGGAUAUCCAUAACAAGGGCAGUGGAGUAUGAGCGUUUCAUUAUGAAGAAACAAGUAUUUCACAGCACUGCCUACCAAAGAGCAACAAAAUCUGACACAAGAUUCAUCAGAACAAACACUGGCUGCUACAAAUGCAUCGAAAAGAUAUUCUUUGUAAAAGAGGCAGACAUUUGUGCUCUCUUCUGCAGGCCACUAAUUAUUGCAGAUGCAACUGCAGUGCCUCCUCACAUUAAGGAAUGCUUCUUGUCACCGGACAGAAAUUUAGAUUUAUUGCUUCCAGAGGAGGUGGCUGACACCUGUAUGUAUAUCAAUUUCACAAAUGAAGGAAAAACAUUCAUUUGUGACUUGCCAAACAAAAUUGAAAGAGAUUGAAUUUGGUUAUGAAUGCAUUAAGAGAGAGGAACGAGAAUUUUUCACUCAGGUGGGAGAGGGACGUUAACACCGAUGCACGUCACUAGGUACACAUGCUGCGCUGUCAUCUCCAUAGGCAAGCAGUGACCUUGUGCAAAGUUAUGUCUGCUCACUGCAUUGCUUUCUUAUAAGCCUCCAUUGACUGCAUCAGUUUUGCUGUGGUGGACAUAACAUCUGUGCGUUUAGUUCAUUUCUUUAUUGAGAAAUUGUUUGACAUAAAAGGGCUUGUUAAUUUUAAAUUUGCACCACAAGUUCAGGUAGUCGACCAGCAUAUUUACAGUAUUUACAAGUAGUUAUGUGAUGUGGUUAGGAGUAAAUGCCUUACUCUGUGAAUGUGCAGUGGGCUUGUGCACCACAGCAGUACCUUUGCCAACACAGCACUCAGCAUGUGGCACUUUUUGACAAAAUGUGGGAUGACAACCGUACAACGUCCCUGCUCCUCAGAUCUUGCCCCCUGCAACUAAUUUCCUAGGCUAAAGCAAGUGCGUAGCUUUUUGUAUGUCAUUUUUCCUUUUCUGCAAAGCAGCAAAUGUUUGAUAUUUUUAAUGACUCAUUCAUUGUUAACAGCUUUCAUUUUUGAAAUAGCAGUGCGUUUCCUAUUUUCUGUUGCCAAUUACUGUCAAUUUUUUUUUCCUGUUUUUGAGUAUAUCAAUGCAUGGCCACAGAAAAGCUAUAUGAAACAUCUUAUUUUUUGGCAUGGAAGCCAAAGGGUGCUUUUCUUGUUCUCCAUGUGGUAACUGGCAUUGAAGAAUGGAUUGCUGAGGCACUUGCUACAGUGUGUUUCUUUUGAGCCGUAUCCUUGCAAGGGAGGUUGGCAAAGGUUCACAUUAUUACUCGCUAUGAUCAGCACUACUUGGAUAAAGCUCCGAACAUGACAUGCUAGAGCUUACCUGGUCUAAUUGUUUAGUUGAAUGGAACAAACAUCAAAAACACAAUUCCAGCAAUUGAAAAUGUGCAGGUCUUCAUUGUAUCUUGCAACUCUGUGCUGCCAUAUUAGAAAUCCAGGGGAACCAGAUUUCUGCUUGUUCCCGCCAACAAAUGUCCCCCCAAAAAUAAUGUUAUAGUUCUUGUGAACCUGGCACAAUCUAGAGGUGCUGCGUUCAUACCAAAUUAAUUGCACUUUUCGUUUGUUUGUGACAAAUGAAAGUGAAACUUGUCCUUGGCACAAAAAGGGUUAAGAGAAAGCCUCUUUAGAAUAUAGAGGCGCUAAAGAGGAAAACAAAUGAAGCACUGAGGGCACUCGGAAAAGUGUACUGUGUUUCGGGCAAAGUUCUUUGUGGGUAAUUAAUAUUUGGCAAUGCUUCACUAAAUGUGCGAAUAAAAAAAGCAAUUCUAAUUCAUUUUGGGUCUCGUAAAUGCAGCAUACUUUAGAAGGUAGGUGACAAGAAUGCUAAUGCAAGUGGUUGGAUAGUGCCUCUGAGCUGGUAGAACAUUGUACUGAACAGUGCACACAUAGUGAUAACAUAUGAUUUUACUUCAUGCCAUUGCAGCUUCAGCAUUUCUUGUACCAGAAAAUGUGGCUAUGACACGUUUGAGAUAUUGAAAGCCCAGUCUAGGCCUCAUCUCAAGUAGCUUUAAAAUGUUGUGUUGGAAAAAGCAGCGUGGUUAAAGUAGCCAGCAUGGUGCAGGCAGAAUGAAAACAUCUAGGAAAUUCAAAGAUUUCUCUGCAACAAAGUGAGACAAGUAUAAAGAAUAACACGUAAAAUCUGCACUGCUGUACAGGACUGAACAAUCCUGAAUAACAAGACCAGAAUUUCGAAGAAAUGUGAAGAAAUGGACGUGAUGGUUCAUGGAUUUAGAUUAAUUACAAUUGAGAAAUUCACUGACAUUCUAGCAAAGAUGUCGAUGAUGUCAACCAUCGGCUUUGACGGUUUGGCCAGGUAUUGAAAAAUGGUAGCUGCUGCUUGAGAACUGAAAGCUGGGCUAGCUGAUCUUGAUUCACAUUGAAACUUCAGUGUAAAAUGGACAUAGAACAGCAAACACAUGGACAUUGGUAUCCGUGCUUACUUUGUUCUCUUUGCCCUUUUUGCACCUAAAUAUCAACAUGACAGCUCUUAUAUUGGCAAAGAGAUAUCGACAACUAGCUUUAGUGGCAAGAAGGACUGUGGUCUGCCUAAGAGGUGGCAAUACAGUAUGCACAAACCUUUAAGCAUUAGGGCCCUAAAGGAAGACUGGGUUGCUGAGAGGGCAACAUAGAGGCAACUGACCAAUGACCUAAUUUACAAAUAUAGCAACAGAGAGAAGGAUAAUGAAGGUGGGAAUGCUAAUUAGGGAUUCUCUGUAAAUGUUUGUUGUAUUCUACAUAAUGUGAAAGCAUAAAAAAAAAUUUUCAUCAAGAUAUUGUAUUGCUGGUGAUAAGUGACACUUGGAUAUUGUUUAUGUGAUCAAACAUAUUAUAUUGGGUGUAACUGUAAACGGGAAGAGAGCGGUCUGGGUCGGAGAAUAAACGGGCAUAGCCGAUAUUCCAAAAGACAUUAAGAGAAAGAAAUGUAGCUUGGCAGGCCAUGUAAUCGACCAUAGGAGUUAAAGAAUGUGGGUGCCAAGGGAAGUGAAGGGCAGUCGAAAAUGGCAGAAAAUAAGGUGGGGUGGUGAAAUGAGGAAAUUGGCAGCUGCCAGUUGAAGUAAGCUAGUGCAAUACGGGUAAUUGGAGAUCACUUGGAGACGCCUUCGUUCUGCGGUGGGCAUAAACAAUGUGCUGAUAGUUAUGACAAUUUGAUUAUGCGCAAUAACCAACCCUUAUAUAUAGCUUUCAUUGAUUACGAGAAAGCGUUUGAUUCAGUCGAAAACUCAGCAGUCAUGGAGGCAUUACGGAAUCAGGGUGUAGAUGAGCCAUAUGUAAAAAUACUGGAAAAUAUCUAUAGCGGCUCCACAGCCACCGUAGUCCUCCACAAAGAAAGCAACAAAAUCCCUAUAAAGAAAGGCGUCAGACAGGGAGAUACGAUAUCUCCAAUGCUAUUCACAGCAUGUUUACAGGAGGUAUUCAGAGGCCUGGAGUGGGAAGAAUUGGGGAUAAAAGUUGAUGGAGAAUACCUUAGCAACUUGCGAUUCGCUGAUGAUAUUGCCUUGCUUAAUAACUCAGGAGACCAAUUGCAAUGCAUGCUCACUGACCUGGAGAGGCAAAGCAGAAGGGUGGGUCUGAAAAUUAAUCUGCAGAAAACUAAAGUACUGUUUAACAGUCUCGGAAGAGAACAGCAGUUUACGAUAGGUAGCGAAACACUGGAAGUGGUAAGGGAAUACAUCUACUUAGGGCAGGUAGUGACCACGGAUCCGGAUCAUGAGACUGAAAUAACCAGAAGAAUAAGAAUGGGUUGGGUUGCGUUUGGCAGGCAUUCUCAAAUCAUGAACAGUAGGUUGCCACUAUCCCUCAAAAGGAAAGUGUACAACAGCUGUGUGUUACCAGUACUCACAUAUGGGGCAGAAACCUGGAGGCUUACGAAAAGGGUUCUGCUGAAAUUGAGGACGACGCAACGAGCUAUGGAAAGAAGAAUGAUGGGUGUAACGUUAAGGGAUAAGAAAAGAGCAGAUUGGGUGAGGCAACAAACGCGGGUAAACGACAUCUUAGUUGAAAUCAAGAAAAAGAAAUGGGCAUGGGCCGGACAUGUAAUGAGGAGGGAAGAUAACCGAUGGUCACUAAGAGCUACGGACUGGAUUCCAAGGGAAGGGAAGCGUAGCAGGGGGCGGCAGAAAGUUAGGUGGGCAGAUGACAUUAAGACGUUUGCAGGGACAACAUGGCCACAAUUAGUACAUGACCGGGGUAGUUGGAGAAGUAUGAGAGAGGCCUUUGCCCUGCAGUGGGCGUAACUAGGCUGAUGAUGAUGAUGAUGAUGAACAAAAAAAAAAUUCUUUUGUAAAUAGGAGGCACCUUUAUUUCACCUAUGUUAACAAAAGUAGUUUUCCUAAAUUUUGUUCAAGCUGUCAUAUCUGCAUUUCAUUUGCUUGCAUUGUAAAUAGCUUGUGUUGCUGUCUGCCUGUUUUUAUUUCCAUGUACGUAAAAUUUCCAUGUAUGUAAAUUUCCAUGUAUGUAAAACUGGCAUGUAUGUAGGAGUACUGUAAUAGCAAACAUUGCCCAUUGUCUUCAUUCCAUGAUUUUUGUUUUGAACUUGUAUAAAACUUUCUUUUGAAGUGCUAAAAAAUUUUUGUCAGAUAACUUUUUAAGCAUGGUUGUUUCCUUGGUACUGUAAUUUCCAUGUGAUUCACUAAGGGGUAUUAUGAAGUGCCUGGCAGUAUAGUCAUAUAUGCUUUUAUUCUGCUUUAUUUGCUACCCGCCAUGAUUGCUUAGUGGCUGUGGUGUUGGGCAGCUAAGCACGAGGUCACGGGAUCGAAUACCGGCCAUGGUGGCUGCAUUUCGAUGGGUGUAAAGUACAAAAACACCCGUGUACUUAUUAGAUUUAGGUGCGCAUUAAAGAACCCAAGGUGGUCCAAAUUUCAGGCGUCCGCCACUAUAGUGUGCCUCAUAAUCAGAUCGUGGUUUUGGCAUGUAAAAUGCCAUAAUGUAAUUUAAUUUGCUUCAUAUGCUUGGUGUUCUCAGGAAGCCUGCAAGGAAACUGAAACAACAGUUUUUUUUUCUCUCGCAGUUUAGUGCUAUGUGCGCUCCUAAAUUUUGUCUUUCAGUGAAGUCAUUACAUUACAGCCUCUUGUAAUGCUGGCAUAUGAAGUUCAUUUGUGCUUAUGAAGUUGGAGCUCAAACAAGUUUGCGCUAUUAGCAUAUGACAUUUUCGCACGAUUUUCAGUACAGUCUGAAGUGCUGGCCUCCUCAAUAUGUUUCAGUGCCAUGAGCACCAUCAAUGCCUCUUCCUCGGUCGCAUGUCAUGUACUGUUAGUGCAAGUUUGAGAAGUGUAUGAAUAACAAACAAUCACAUUUAGCUACUAUAGGUUCUGUCGAUAGAGGAUAGUGCCAGUUCCAAGUGUGAAACAUCCAUGCUGAAGUCGGGAAGCAUGAGAACAUGAUCUAAAUAUAUGGCCUUUACUUAGUUCUCCUAGACUUAGUGGGCUACAGUAGUUCAUUUGUGAUGAAUUUGUUACUUGGUGCCCCUGUGUCGGCUUAAACUGCUGCCCUAUAGGGUAGCAGUUUUCAUGUGACAAGCCUGUUAUAUGCCGCUGCAAUGCAGUUUACAUGCUAAUUAUGAUGAACAUGCUCAAAAUUUUCGGCAUUCAUUUUAUGGUAUUUUAUUUCAGUGGGUACUGACGAGCUUACAAAAUGGAAUUCCAUAAGAACUUUUUGCAGUGUGGCAGCCUAAUCCAGUUCUCUUAGUCUCACAUUAUGUGAUCUGCACAGUGUACUUUUUGUGGGAGGGAGAGAGAAAGAGAUAAAAAGAAAGAUGUUAAUAAAUAAUGAAAGGCAACCCCUAUGGAACUUGUGAUGAAGUGCCCAUGUUACGUGAAUUGUUUCAAUCAACAGGUAUAGGAUCAAGCUGUUGUAUAUGGCGUUUUGGUGGGUAAGGGUACCUCUUGGAAGGCUAAUCACUUAGCGUAAGAAUUGAGCUCUGUAUCCCAGCAAGGAAGGUCUUUUGCAGUAAGGAGAGGGCAGGGCAGUUUGAUAGCAAAUGCUGGGCUGGGGCUAGCUCAUCCGUGUCGCAAGUGCCACAGGUUGUGUCUAGCGGCUUGUCAAUGUAUUAAGCUCUAAAUGGUAAGCUGAAUUUACAGUUCUUGUAAAGGUUCAGCUUGCAAGCAUUUCAGCGCAUGGGAAACAUAACAGGCCUGUCAAUGUGACCAAUGGUUUGCAAGUGCUACUUGCUGCUUUAUUGUGCAUUGUGAGAAAACAAAUCUGCUCUGGUUCUUUUGUGUCUCUUGACAAUGCAUCCAAAAUCUACAGAUGCAGUGUUGCAGCAAUUUAUAUUCUGCUGUUAAUUUCAGCAUACACGUCUACUUUUCUGAUUAAGAUAUUUUGUCAAUUCUCAACAGUAACAAUAUAUUGGCACUUUCUGUGAAUGAACAUCGGCACCUUUCAAUGCACCUAAGGUACUCUUGCAUGUUAUUCUGUUGGUCCACUGCGAAGCACAUGAUUAGUGAGCUCGUUUCUCUACAGUAUGUUUUAUGAUUGCAUAGUAGCAUUAAGGUCUAAAACAGUUCAAGUCCUGGAACAUUCCUUGUUUGCCUAAACUGAAAAGAUAAUGUUUUACCUGUUAUAUGUAUUUUGAGUGUAUGUAAUGUUGAAUAAACAAUGCUGACAAGAUCAAA
Molecule: messenger RNA, 9008 nt
Organism: Dermacentor andersoni
Lineage: Eukaryota; Metazoa; Arthropoda; Arachnida; Ixodida; Ixodidae
Source: RefSeq, a predicted model, not a curated record